AUGGCCUUGGCUGAGUUUACUUUUCGUUACGUACCACAAUUGGCCGUCAAGGGGCAAGCUUUGGCUGAUUUCUUGGCCGCUCACCCUUGUGUCGAAAUAGAAGACAUGGACUAUUUUUUGGUCAACACGUUGAGUCUAUUCCCGUGGCGUCUCUAUUUCGAUGGAUCUCGAACUUCAAACAUGGGUGAAGCAGGCAUCAUCAUAGAAUCACCCCAAGGUUUCCGAACUGGAUAUUCAUUCCAGUUGGACUUUGAUUAUUCCAACAAUCAAGCCGAGUAUGAGGCUUUGAUCAUUGGGUUAGAGAUCGUGAGAGAACUCAGAAUAAACAAUGUCGUAAUUCUUGGGGAUUCAAUGUUGGUUUUGAAACAACUAUUUGGAGAUUACAAGGUGACCAGCCAAGCCUUGCUUGGCUAUCAUGCUUUGGCCAGCCAAAUGAUCGAGGAUCUUGAUGAAGUGACUCUUACUCACCUAACGAGGGAACACAAUUCUCAGGCCAACGCCAUGGCCCAAUUAGCAUUAGGAGUAUAA
Prunus avium (sweet cherry) is the source of this 528-nucleotide messenger RNA. NCBI's taxonomy places the organism in Eukaryota, Viridiplantae, Streptophyta, Magnoliopsida, Rosales, Rosaceae. The record is from RefSeq and is a predicted model, not a curated record.